Messenger RNA from Patella vulgata (common limpet), 4078 nucleotides. RefSeq names its product metalloprotease TIKI1. The transcript has 8 exons. The record is from RefSeq and is a predicted model, not a curated record. Gene Ontology annotation, cellular component: membrane. NCBI's taxonomy places the organism in Eukaryota, Metazoa, Mollusca, Gastropoda, Patellidae. Bases 1261 to 2838 code for a protein of 525 amino acids. Gene Ontology annotation, biological process: negative regulation of Wnt signaling pathway. Gene Ontology annotation, molecular function: metalloendopeptidase activity.
GACCCGAACUAUAUUUGAUAUGAAAAACACGUGCUGAGUGUUUUUGUAUCGCAAUUCGGGAUCAGUUACCAGUUGUCCGGCAGAUUGCACGCAUUGACCAUAGUUUAGAAGUGACCAAUGUUUCCAACCUUGUCUCGCACCCCGACCCACCAGCUAACCGUUUAACCGUCUAUUUUUAGCCGAGGUUGACCGAACCAAUGAGACGGCGGACCAGACAUGGUUUUGUGAGCUCAUGGGUCGGUGAAUGGUAGUAAGAAGUAAACACAGUGAGUGAUAAAGAAGGAAAAGUUAGAUAGAGUUAAGACAGAUAGAAAGUGUAAGAAAGUUAGUACGUAUACGUUGAAGUGGAUUGUUCUACUACUACUAGUAUAAAUAGCUUUCAAUUCAUGAUCAUUGGGUUGGAUGUAAAAGGUGCGCUGGAUAUAAAACCGCUAUGAAGAGAAAACGAUGCAAUGAUCACUUACAGGCCUGGAGGCCGAAACCUUAAAAAAAGAACUUCAAGAAUUACAAUAAGAACGAAGGGAAAACUUGCGUUCCACUUGACUGGUAGACAUCAAAGAGCGGAUACCGCUGUUUAUUAUUACGAUAAUCAGCUAUUGUACAAGUCAGACCAGUAAUUGUAUUUUUCUUACGGCUCAAUCCUACUUGAUUUGUUUCGUCGUGUACUUAAUUUUAGCAAAUCAGAUAAAACGACACGAAUUUAAUUAACAGUGGAAUUUGAAAAUGUGUCUCAAAUUUGAAGAAACCGUGUGUUCAUUUAUGGAUUGUGUUCACCUGCGAUGGAUGAUAAGCUAUGAGGAUAGGGUUGUUUUAUAAUUCGAAACAGAAGUUGGGAUAUAAAUUUGAUUGAAAUUAAACCGCCUCGUUUGGACAAUGAUAUAUAAACUAUUAGAUUAGAUAUCAGAAAUUUAUUGCACCAAUUCGUAGCCUUCAGACAGAAUACAAACACAGACAACUUAAAACAGCAAGGAAUACCGAACAGCAAUUAAACUGUUCUUUUUCCUUUUUUUUUGUUCUAACGACACUUUGUGAUUUUUAAUCUUUAAAAUUAUCAUUGAACGAGAACAGUUGUACCGAGAAGCAGCCGCACCAGAAACACGUGAAUUUAGUGUUUAACCUUUGUAAUUAUUUGAAAUAUGUAGUCACACGUUGAUCGUGGAAUUUUUCAUAAACGUUAUUGUUUUGUUAAAUUUUUCUGAAAUCUAUCAAGUUGUGACUGUCGAUGAUAAAGUGGCCAAUAUUCAUGGAUGUAGGCCCAAAAUGCCAUGGUUACUAUGUAUAUCUGUAUUUCUCUUUUACAUACCGCCGAUAUACAGCAAAGCAAAGAUAGAGGAUAGUGCGAACAUUGGCACGUGUCCUCCAAAUUCAAACCAAAGUGAAUUAAAUUCUUUUUUGUGGAUAGUAAAGAGAGAACCGCCAUCUUACUUUUUCGGAACAAUUCAUGUUCCUUAUACACGGGUGUGGGAUUUUGUGCCAGAGAAUACCAAAAAAGCCUUUAACCAAGCAGAAAAUAUCUUCUUGGAAUUAGAUUUGACUGAUCCAUAUACAAUAUCAGCGUUAUCAAGAUGUCAGCUAUUACCACACGGAGAAAAUUUAUCCAAUGUUUUACCUGUGGAUAUAUACAACAGACUGAAACGCCAUCUGGACUAUGUUCGGGAUGCACUUCCAGAGUGGAUGACAGCUGACCAAAAGGGGAGGGGUUUAUAUCCAGAUUAUUUAUUUAAUGCAAUCGCGGGGAAUUGGGAACGUAAACGUCCUGUGUGGGUUAUGUUAAUGGUGAACUCUUUAACAGAAGGAGAUAUAAAAUCACGUGGUAUACCAGUGUUGGAUUUAUAUUUAGCUCAGAUGUCCGAACGCCAGGGAAAAGUUACGGGAGCAGUCGAGCGGGUGGAAGAACAAUGUGUUCCUUUAAAUGAACUUAAUUUCUCCCAGGUUGUGUUUGCGUUAAAUCAGACCUUGUGGCAACAUGAAUUUUAUCGACAGGGGAAAGAAACGAUGCCAUAUACCACAGAUGAUUUAAUAACACAUUAUAAUUGUGGAGAUUUGAACUCUAUAAUAUUUAAUCAUGAUACAGCCCAGGUGCCAAAUCUAGUAAAUACCUCGCUUCCACCUCAAGAUUUGCGAACGGCAAAAAAUAUAGAUGAAUAUUUUCGUAAUGAACUGAUAGAUAAACGAAAUCAACGAAUGACGGAAAGGGUGAUACAUUUAUUAGAGAAAUAUCCUGAUAAAAGUUUCUUCUUUGCUUUUGGUGCAGGUCACUAUCUGGGUAAUAAUACAGUAGUUGAUAGAAUGAGGUCAGCAGGUUAUGAUGUUCAACAUACGGGGCCAGAUUAUCAUAUACCCGAUAUUGUUAAUCCUAAUCCCCAGAAAUCACCAAGAAUAAGAAAGAAUUAUUUCUCAGAUAUGAAUUCAGAUUUCCCCCUUCCCUCGGAUGUAAUCUAUGGUGAUGCAAGAUAUCUCUUUAAUAAACAGUACAGUUCUGAUUUAACAGUAAAAGAGAGAAAGAGAUUACUUCGAGCCCAAAAACGACAACAACAAUUAACCCAACUGUGGAACAGUCUCGAAACAAAUAGUCAAAACAAUCAACCAAAGAAAAAACGUAAAAAGAAAAAUCGCAACCAUAAAACUUUUAAUGACCUUUGGGUCAGAAUGGAUGCAGAAGGUGCCAAUUUUCUGAAAGUAUUACCAGAAGAAAAUCCUCAUCAACUCCAGGCUACCACGAUUCCAGAUAUCAAGUAUUCCUAUUAUCACAGUCACUCAACCAAUCACAGCCCUUCGAUGCUGGUGAUAUAUGUUGCUAUGAUACUGUUACUAUGUACAACAAAUUCAAAUGAUUGACAUUCAGUCACAUUAACUUGUUUGUGAUUGGUCUGUGUGAUAUGGUUGUGAACCAAAGGAAUUCCAUGUAAUUAUAUGUAAUAUGAUCAAUAAUUGUAUGUGUAUAUAUCUGCAUGGAAGAUGAUGAAGCUAAAGACUUAAUAUUGAAGUGAUAUGUGUACGUUAAAGGAGGAUUUGAGGAUAUUAAUAUUAAAGCCACCUAUAGGUCUAUUGUUGUGUUAAAUGUUGUAAAAUAAUUUAGAUGUAAAAAUCAAACAGUUUAUUUAUAUAAUUGUAGUUAUCGAAAAUUAUAUUGAAAUGUAAAAAAAAUAAAUAAUCUGCGAAAUUCAAGUGUACUCACAUAAGGUCUAUGUGGGAAUUGUAUAAAAAAAAUAAUAAAACUGAUGUAAGAUUCAUAUACAUAAAGACUUGGAUCAUCUUGAUUCCAAAGAAUUAUUAAAUGUAUGUAAAUAAAAUUUCAGAACUAUUUUUAUGAGAAUUCAGCCAUACCAUGGCCCAGUCAAUUAUUGGGCUCAUGGUCCAUGCCUGUCAUUCAAUUUAUAUUUAGUACUCUCUAAACUCUCAUGGUCCAUGCCUGUCAUUCAAUUUAUAUUUAGUACUCUCUAAACUCUCAUGUCAGCCAUUAGAUCUUGAUACAAAGCUAUUGCCUGGAUCUUACAAAAUGAAAUUUUAUCGGUUGUGAUAGAAUUCAGCUUAUAAAUAUAUCAUAAAUUACAAUUCUCUACUAAAUUUAUUUUUAAGAAAGUUAGAUACUCUUUUGCCUUGCCUGGUAUCAUUACAGCAGAGUAUCAGAAUUAUCUGUUGUUGAAAUCAGUCAGAGUUGUCUUUCCUUCCUAAGAAAUUUUUUAAAUCCUCAAGAUUCUAAUCAAUACUUAAAGCCAAAAAUUUAAGAAUUAUGUACAGCAUCAGCUCAGCUGGUAUAAAAUCCACUGCCCUCAAAUUACCCCUGGCAUUUAAUGGAGGCUUAAUGAUCCUAUCAUGCCUUUGUGUCAUUCGAUGCAUGGGGCAUUAGUAGAUUAAAUGACAUUAUACAUCAAACCUUACUGAACAGAAAGAUUACAUUGACCCAACACAUUAACCAGUUUGAAAAUUUGUUAAAUGGAGACUACAUUUAAGUCCUUAAAACUAAAUAUAAAGAUGUGACUACCUCAGUAUACAGAUUAUGAAUAUUAUUUGUUUCUGCCAUAUUAUUAUAUGUUCUGUAUUACAGAUAACAAUCGGGAUAAAAUUGUUACUUUAU